Paramecium sonneborni is the source of this 300-nucleotide messenger RNA. Lineage: Eukaryota; Ciliophora; Oligohymenophorea; Peniculida; Parameciidae. The record is from the annotation of a GenBank genome assembly.
AUGAAGAAAGUUCAUUCACAAUACAGAUUUGUUGGAGUUAAGGAUGAUAUGUUACUUCCUAUAAUUGAAAUGAGAUAAUUAAAAUUAUUAGAAUUUAUACUAAUGGGAUGUAAUUUAACUACAUCAUCAGCUAAAUUUUUAUAGACAUUGUUAUACAAAUUACAAAAAUUAGAUAAUUCGGUUUUAAAUCUGUAUGGAAAUAUUGUCAAUAUGAAUUUAAAGUUACUCUUGGAUAUUCAUUAAAGAUAAGUAAAAACCUUAGAUAUAGAAUUAAAUUUCAAUAUUAUAAUUUUGAAUUGA